AUGAAGGUGAUUGGAAUUUUAUCCGUGGCCACAGCUCUUCUUGGCCUCGCAAGUGCCGCCCCGUACGCCAUGCCUGACGAUGAUGGCGUACGAGUGAAUGCGGAUUCUCCGGACGGCACUCGUGUUACUCGAGAUGGAGAGGCCGGGGCGGAGCCUGACGGUACUCGGGUCACACGACGUGACGGAGGUGACGACGACGGGCCUGAUGGCACCCGCGUCACAAAGAGAGGCGGCGAAGAGAAGGCCAACACCAUGUAA
Messenger RNA from Metarhizium robertsii ARSEF 23, 258 nucleotides. RefSeq lists its product as uncharacterized. NCBI's taxonomy places the organism in Eukaryota, Fungi, Ascomycota, Sordariomycetes, Hypocreales, Clavicipitaceae. The transcript has a single exon. The coding region runs from base 1 to 258 and encodes 85 amino acids. The record is from RefSeq and is a predicted model, not a curated record.